Messenger RNA from Paracoccidioides brasiliensis Pb18, 1269 nucleotides. RefSeq lists its product as uncharacterized. Bases 1 to 1269 code for a protein of 422 amino acids. The transcript has 2 exons. Gene Ontology annotation, biological process: proteasome assembly. Gene Ontology annotation, molecular function: proteasome binding. The record is from RefSeq and is a predicted model, not a curated record.
AUGGCGCCCUCCAGUGGCCAUCAACUUCUCCCCAAAAUAUGUCGGGUUGCUAGAUUCGCUUUCGAGAAGGCAACAAGAGUCGUCAAGGCCAGGGUUUCGGAGCAGUUCGAAUCCUCUCGCCUUGCUUACCAGCCCAUUUAUGCUCGAUCCACCCACCGUCAGGCUAUCAAUAGGAUUGCUGCCAUCCGACAGGCCCAACGUCGUUUCUAUUCUACCUCCCGAUCCGCUACCCGUCUCUCCACGCACGCAUUCCAAUCGUCCAAGAUUUGUGCUGCGGUUAGCCGUCUAACUACUCGAACACCCUUUGCGUCCACGCUGCGUCCGAAUCUCACAGGCGGUACGCUUGGCAGAACAGCUGGCGGAUAUACAAUCGGAGCCGGACGGCUUGGCGGUGCAAGAUAUUUCUCCAAUUGCCCAGCAACUCCAGCCCAAGUUGUUCAAAAUGUGUCCGCCGGAGUUCGUGCUUUUUGGCUUUCUGGCCAAAGAGUUAGGUUUGAUGGUGUAGAUCCACAAACAGGUCGCAAAAAUUACCGAGUAGUCACCGCUCUCCAAGAGGAGACUUGUCGCAAAAUGCAAGCGAUCCCUAGGAACGCCCCUGGCUCCUAUGUUGACUUCAAAUUAUCCCCAACAAUCAUCGCAUUCAGCCGUCUGACUUUCGCUGCUGAUACCGUUGAGCCCAUUAACUUGAAUACUGACAACUUGAUGAAUUUCCUUUCCAUCGAUUUCGCCCGCGCGUUGAAAGACUUCGCAGCAGUUUUGAAUGACUUGAAACGACUUUCCGCGCUGGGUGACUUACCCCUGUCACUGCAUGACCAGUCCACUUUACGGGUACGAUUUCCUGGGUGUGAUGCAGAGUCUGUCGAGCGCUUAUGUGACGAAGUUGGCGUGCAAAGAGGGGUGAUCCAUCAGGACGAGGAUUUCGAGAUCCAGAAUGGCUCUGAGAUGGCACUUCUGUUCCCAUUUGCGCCCAGCCACAUGGGUUCGGAGCCCGAGUUUUCUGGCCGCGGUCUCGGGUAUCACAAGUCCCCCGAUAUGCUCAACUGGCGUCAUAUGAUGUCCUUAGAGGAACUGGACGAGCCGUCCUAUUUUACCACAGGGCACGAUUACCAUUAUGUGGGAAGUAAUGAACGUAAUCCGUGGUCCUCCUCUCCGACACCUUCAGGAUACUCCAGCAUGAAUAUCAGUGAGCUAGGAGAUCGUGUCUUUUUCCCUGACCUGACCGAAUCAGCUAAUGGUGGCGGUGACCCUUCUCACUACGGCGGAUUCUAA